This is a messenger RNA of Brettanomyces nanus, 2793 nucleotides long. RefSeq lists its product as uncharacterized. The record is from RefSeq and is a predicted model, not a curated record. NCBI's taxonomy places the organism in Eukaryota, Fungi, Ascomycota, Pichiomycetes, Pichiales, Pichiaceae. Gene Ontology annotation, biological process: cellular response to glucose starvation; protein catabolic process in the vacuole. The transcript has a single exon. Bases 1 to 2793 code for a protein of 930 amino acids.
AUGUCCAAAGAGGUCUUUAACGAGGGGCCCACAACCUCUCAACAUGUCGAGUCCGCUGAUGAUGACUAUUUCAAAAAAACAACUUUCAAGUUGAAGAGGACACGUUCCAUGGGUCUAUUGGAUGGUUUCAUUAACCAGGCACAUUCUACGGAUGAUGAAUCCUCUAGACCUACAACUGAAAACCCUAAUAAAAUUACUUCCAGAGACUUUGUUUCCGAUGCUACUUUGCAGAAGCUUAAUCUUAUUCCUCCUUCAUCUCCCUCCCCAUAUACAGAAGAGGAACUCAACCAUGUGCCCAGCUUUUACACUAAAGUGAUGCCUUCCAAGAACAGCACAGAUGUGUUCCAACAGGCUCGAAAUAUUCCCUCUGGGGUCUCUCUAGUACCUAAACAUGAGCUCAGGCGCCAAGAAAUUCAGCAACAGCAACAGCAGCAACAGCAGGAAAAGCUUCGGCAGCAUCACAUCGAUCUCAUGGCUAGCCAUGCUCUACAUGAUGAUACAGACGUUGAAGACAGACCUAAACAACAUGUCGACUACCUUUCACACAAAUGGGGGGCGGAAGAUGAAGUGUUAAAAUGCUGGCGAUACGUCGUGUUGAAAAAGCAUGAUUUUGCCGAUGCUGCCAGACUUGAAAAUGCCUCCUGGAGGACCUGGGCUCAAACUAGAAGCCAUCUCAAAACUAUUUCUCCAGAAGAGCUCAACUGGAGUAAAGAUUCAGACGUGACUUGGUUGUAUGGACCUGCCUUUCGCGAAGAGGACAAGCCUCUCUCAUCAGACCCUUCGCUUUCAUAUUCAUCUCUUCGUCCUCAGCAUCAUAGAUCCUCUUCAUACAGCACAGCAAAACAUAGUCAUUUAAUGUCCGAACCUUCUGUAUCAUCACCUACUGCAGUAACGCACGGCCCAGCUCCUGUUGUCGAUGAUAAUGCCAACGACUCUACUGGAAACGGCGAACAUCUCAAGUCAAUAUUGAAGAAGAAGUCAAACGUUGAAAAUUUGAUUGGUGACGCCUCUUAUAGCAGGCUUCAAUCCCUUCUCGAAGAGAGGGAGCACAGGUUUAACGGCAGCCCCAUUCUUGAAUCGACGUCAUCAGGUGCUCUCACUGCAUCACCCGCUGUAGUUUCCUUACUUCACAGAGAAACGCCGUCUCCUUUAUUAUUAGCAGGUCACGCUUCCAACUCCAGGGUCGUCGGCACACCAGCACUUGGCCGUGCAUCGAGCAGCGAUUCGUCCUCAUUGGUUCCUUCUACUCACAGCGGCAGUAUAGUUACAUCACAUACAACAACGCUCCAAAAGUCAUCUCUCAAGAAGAAAGAUCCCCUUGCAAGUUUUAUCAAUAAACCUGAGCGUCAUAUACACUUCAAUACACGAGUCGACCAGUGUAUAGCUGUUGAUGAUUCGCCAGCCUUGGAAUCGGAUACUAUGAGUAGCGACAGCGAUAGCAGUGAGGAUGUUCCUCUCGGACCGGCAGAUGAGAAUUCAAGCUUUCCUUAUUCAGAGGAGUCAGAGCAGACGUUUAACGAGUACUAUAGCGGCGAUGACUCGUCCUCUCUGGAUGAGGAUUCUUCUUUUGGAAGCAAGCCUUGCAGUACCGAUUCAAUUAAGCGUGAAAACUUCGAUCAUUAUGAUGAUAAAGACGACGGUUUAGUCUUUAAAGCUUCGAGCUUGCCUGCCAGCAUGUCUCGUAAGCCUGUACAUCACUUAUCGUCGGCGCAUGCACAUUCUUCAUCAUAUACCUCGAUUGCACCACUACCGGCUACUGCACUAAAGACUUGUUCUGAUGAUGAAGAUGAAAAUGAACGCUCUAUGUACACGGUUUCUCACAAUACUCGAACCAAUAGAGGUUACGAGUAUUACUACGAUUACAAUAGGGUGUAUAGCAACGAUGCCAACCCUGUGUAUUCUGUUGUUACCAACGGUAACGGAGAUGUUGAAAUGGUGGAUGUUCCGCAGAGUUUUCAGAUGGAAGAUGCACCAAUGACGGAUACACCUGCAGUUGUCGAUGUUCCUGCUUCUAUAUCCAGCGAUUUGCCUCAAGACGUUGAUAUUGGUGCUGAUUACGAUCAGCAGUCGCAACCUCUAAUGGUUAAUACUGGCGACACUUCACUGAAGCCCACUACAGGUAUAGAUACUGCUGGUCCGUCACCGGGAGUGUCCAAGAUCAAGGUUGGAUUAAGCGGCUUAAAUUUGAAUAGUACGGGCUUAAGGGGAAGUACAGGAGUCGGAUCCAAACAACAGUUGUUUCAAUUGGCCGACCAAGUCCCACAACAGCACAAGCAGCAACAUACUAAGCACCAGCAUCCUUCCCGAAGAAGUAGCCUGGCAUCCCAAAAUUCAAGAAAAACGUUUGUGUUUGGUUCAGACAGUGAAUCCGAUAGUGGUUCAGACUCCAGCUCUUCAAGUUGCUCAAGCUGCAGUUACAGUUCUAGUGUGGGAAGUGAUAGCAGCAAUACUCAUAGACCACAAUAUUCAGCACCCAUAGGAGGGAAAGCUUACAGAGAAGGCCUCGAUGUGCAGGCCCCUCAGUCAAAUGAUUCUGGAUCUAGCGACGAUGACGACGACGACGAAUGCUUCGUAUUGAAUGCAAUGCCAAGGAAUAGGUCAUUUUCAAGGGGAGCGCCUCUUUCCGUAGGAAACGGUACUACGGUUUCUGGGACCACUAAUACUACUGUUCAAUCACCAGGCGCUUUCUACGACAAAAAGGAAAAUAGUUAUGAUUCGCUCGCGUCUCUGACAACCGAAGAAGCUCCUCAUAGACGCAAGCAGGAUGAAAAUAGCAGCAAUAAGAACUCAUAG